Molecule: messenger RNA, 3634 nt
Organism: Delphinapterus leucas (beluga whale)
Lineage: Eukaryota; Metazoa; Chordata; Mammalia; Artiodactyla; Monodontidae
Gene: BMPER
Product: BMP binding endothelial regulator
Cellular component (GO): extracellular region
Molecular function (GO): protein binding
Source: RefSeq, a predicted model, not a curated record
CGCCUCCCUCCUUAACGGACUGUCUCCCGACUCGCCGGCUGAGAGCCCUUUUUGACUGCGAGCGGCGGUAGUGGAGCAUAGGCGGCGGCGCGGGACCUGCAGUCGCCCGGGAUUCCCUCCAGGUGACGAUGCUCUGGUUCUCCGGCGUCAGGGCUCUGGCUGAGCGUCCCUGCCGGCGCUCGCCCGGGAUUACCUGCUGCGUCUUGCUGCUGCUCAAUUGCUCGGGGGUCCCCAUGUCUCUGGCUUCCUCCUUCUUGACAGGUUCUGUUGCAAAAUGUGAAAAUGAAGGUGAAGUUCUCCAGAUUCCAUUUAUCACGGACAACCCUUGUAUAAUGUGUGUCUGCAUGAACAAGGAAGUGACCUGUAAGAGAGAGAAGUGCCCAGUGCUGUCGAGAGACUGUGCCCUGGCCAUCAAGCAGAGGGGAGCCUGUUGUGAGCGGUGCAAAGGCUGUGUGUUUGAGGGGGUGCAGUACCGAGAAGGGGAGGAAUUUCAGCCAGAAGGAGACAAAUGUAUCAAGUGUUCCUGUGUUGGAGGCAGGACACAGUGCGUGAGAGAAGUCUGUCCCAUUCUCUCCUGUCCUCAGCACCUUAGCCACAUUCCCCCAGGACAGUGCUGCCCCAAAUGUUUGGGUCAGAGGAAAGUAUUUGACCUCCCGUUUGGAAGCUGCCUCUUUCGCAGUGAUGUUUAUGACAAUGGAUCCUCUUUUCUCUAUGAUAACUGCACUGCAUGUACCUGCAGGGACUCUACUGUAGUGUGUAAGAAGAAGUGCUCCCACCCUGGUGGAUGCAGCAAAGGCGAGGAGGCCUGUUGUGAGGAGUGCCUUCUACGAGUGCCCCCGGAAGACAUCAAAGUGUGCAAGUUUGGAAACAAGAUUUUCCGGGAUGGAGAGAUGUGGUCGUCUGUCAACUGCACCAUCUGUGCUUGUGUGAAAGGCAAGACAGAGUGUCGCAAGAAGCAGUGCGUUCCCAUCAGCAGUUGCCCUCAGGGUAAAAUUCUCAACAGGAAAGGAUGCUGUCCUAUUUGCACUGAAAAGCCUGGCGUUUGCACAGUAUUCGGAGAUCCCCACUACAACACUUUUGACGGACGGACAUUUAACUUUCAGGGGACGUGUCAGUACGUUUUGACAAAAGACUGCUCCUCCCCUGCCUCGCCCUUUCAGGUGCUGGUGAAGAACGAUGCGCGCAGGACCCGCUCCUUCUCCUGGACCAAGUCGGUGGACCUGGUGCUGGGCGCCGGCACCGUCAGCCUCCAGCAGCACCUGACCGUGCGCUGGAACGGCUCGCGCGUCGCGCUGCCCUGCCACGCGCCGCAGUUUCACAUCGACCUGGACGGCUACCUCUUGAAAGUGACGACCAAAGCAGGUUUGGAAAUAUCAUGGGAUGGAGACAGUUUUGUAGAAGUCAUGGCUGCACCCCAUCUCAAGGGCAAACUCUGUGGUCUUUGUGGCAACUACAAUGGACAUAAGCGUGAUGACUUAAUUGGUGGAGAUGGAAACUUCAAGUUUGAUGUGGAUGACUUUGCCGAGUCCUGGAGGGUGGAGUCCAAUGAGUUCUGCAACAGACCCCAGAGAAAACCAGUGCCUGAACUGUGUCAAGGGACAGUGAAGGUAAAGCUUCGAGCCCAUCGGGAAUGCCAGAAACUCAAAUCCUGGGAGUUUCAGACCUGCCACUCAACUGUGGACUAUGCUACUUUCUACCGGUCCUGCGUGACAGAUAUGUGUGAAUGUCCAUCCCAUAAGAACUGUUACUGCGAGUCAUUGCUGGCAUAUACCCGCGCCUGCCAGAGAGAGGGCAUCAGCGUCCACUGGGAGCCUCAGCAGAACUGUGCAGCCACCCAGUGUAAGCACGGUGCCGUGUACGAUACCUGUGGCCCGGGAUGUGCCAAGACCUGUGACAACUGGAAUGAGAUCGGUCCCUGCAAUAAGCCGUGUGUUGCUGGUUGUCACUGUCCAGCAAACUUGGUCCUUCACAAAGGAAGGUGCAUCAAGCCAGUCCUUUGUCCUCAGCGGUGACCUUUGUUCCGCUCCUUCAGACUUUGAACCUGGUGUUCUUGACACUGAAGUGGAAGAGCCAAUGAAAGACUGUGAUAUUUGUGUGCUGAUUCUGCAAAUACACACACGGAGUAUAUAUGUGUACAUAUAUAGAUAUAUAGAUAUAUUCAGAAACACUUCAUCAUUUAUAUAAACUACAGGUGGAUUAUUAUAUGUAUAUUUUUUGCUAUAAGACAUGUAUUGUUUCUAGGAUCCUAAUCUGUAAGCCAUUGAAUACACUGUAUAAAUAAACCAGGUGUUUUUAAUUUAAUAAGGCAGCAUGCAGACAUAUUGGAUGGUUUUACCAUCACAUACGUUUGUCAUUUUUAAGAAGUUUUCUAAGAAAUCUAAACUGCCUGCCUGAAUUAAUUUUUGAUUUGAAUAGGAUUUGCAGUUGAAUGGGAAGUGUGUUUUUCUGGAGAAUGGCAAAUUUAUCUAGGGGCAUUUCAUGCUUCCAAAGAAAGGAAAGUAUGCCUGAGAAAUAUGGCUAGUGAUUGGCGACAGGCUCUAAUGGUGCAUGUAAAGCAAGGGGUAGAGGCUGUUAGACUUUAUUGGGUCAUGGUCCGAUAUUAUUUCCAGAACUGAUUGGCUGGUUGCCAAGAAAUAUGUAUUUGUCACUAGAGCAUAACCGAAGAAUCAAAUGAUUUCUUGCCAUCUUUGCAUAUUCCUUGAGUCUCCUAAUUUUGUAUGUGUGUAUGAUGGAUAUGUCCACCUCUGUGUCCCACAUUGAGAUGCUGGUGUGUCUGGAUGACUUGUUAGUUUUAUUGAGGAUGAGCAGGUAUUUGAAGAAACUGUUGUACAACGUAUGACAAAAUACCCAUUUCUCUGCAUCUCACAGCAAUUUAGGAUGAGCAAAUCCCAUGAGUUAAAGUAAAAGCUAUCUCCAUUUUGUGACUAUGCCAUGUGUGAAAUGAAAGCCUGUAUUUCUAGAGGAUUCCUAGACCAACACUAUUUGGCAACAGUGAAUUUGUCCUAAUUAUUAGAAAGAAAGGCUUUACUGAUCGGUUGAUUUAACAUCAAUACAAAGAAUGGUCUACAUGCUUGCUCUUACUACUAGUCACCAUGUGAUUUUCCUGACUUUUGUUUUCAGUUGAAUAAGUGAACAUGUCAACAACACAAAACCCACUGAUGUCUAAAAAUAAAAUGUUCUGCAUUGUAGUAAAUAAAGGGCUUAAGAUUUAAAACAACGCAUUUUCUAUUUCAAGAUGUGUUGUGUUAUACUUUACAAAUAAGCUAUGGCAAAUUCAGGUUCAUCCAUUUUUAACAGCUUUCUUUAGAUAUAUUUUAUAUACCCUACAAUAACUCAUUUUUAUAAAGAGUGUUAUUAGUAGAUAAUAGCAAACCUCCAAAGUUUUGACAGUCGGCGUAGUGCCAUUGCUUGUUAAGACAUUUGUGUUCCUGUUACAUAUAUUCAUGACAGCUAAAGGAUUAGUCUGGAUUUUUUACUGGGGCAUCUCCAGCUGUUUGAGAAAAUUGAAUAAGUCACACAGUGUAAUAGUGAUUGUCUGGGACACCAGGGAAUGUGGUUGUCAUUGUUGCGCUUGGGCCAUAACCAAACUCAGUAUCUGGGACCCAAGGUAGCCAGUGCUUCAGUGCUGCACUUG